ACAGAGAGAGUACUGCCAACUCCCAGAUUACCUUGGGAGCAACAAUAUUUAAUUGAGUAUGCGAGGACGUAGGAAUGUAUUGCAGUAUUGAUAUCAAUGAUAAAGCUGGGUAGAACCAGACAUCUUGCCGAGGCUGGCGAAUCAAAUCAUUAGCGCACCACUGUGUGUUUGGUGUUUGACAACUUGCAAGACGGGAAAGAGAAAGAAUACGUCAGAAGGCAAAAGAUCCCACUAGAUAAAAUUCUAGAGCCUACCAGAACUUUAAUCUAUCUAAGGAGCUGGCCCAGUAAUUCGUACUCAGUAACUCGGACUCGACUUCGAUCAUUCACAGUUUCCAUCAUUUUUACUCCCCAUUCUGCCUUCCAAUUUCAACCUUCUUACCUAUAUACCGAACAUCUCCGCCCGCUCAUCCUCCCCCGCCACACCCCACUACCAUCAAGAUGUCUACCGCGGUAAUAAACACAGACGAUGAUCAACUCGAGCCUACUCUUCAAUCUAUCCUCGAUCAAAAAUCUCUUCGCUGGAUCUUUGUUGGUGGAAAAGGAGGAGUAGGAAAAACCACCACAUCGUGUUCUUUAGCCAUUCAACUCGCCAAAGUUCGUCGUUCAGUCCUACUCAUCUCGACAGAUCCAGCACAUAACUUGAGUGAUGCUUUUUCACAAAAGUUUGGAAAGGAAGCUAGGCUUAUCAAUGGAUUUGAAAAUUUGAGUGCUAUGGAAAUUGAUCCGAAUGGAAGUAUUCAAGAACUUAUGGGACAGGCCGAGGAGGGUGAGGGACCAGCGGCGGGGAUGGGUGGAAUGAUGCAGGAUUUGGCUUUUGCUGUUUGUCCUCCUUGCUCUUAUUAUACAUAAUUGGGAAGACUUAUUUACUAAUGUCUUUCAUAGAUUCCUGGUAUCGAUGAAGCUAUGUCCUUCGCAGAAGUCCUCAAACAAGUUAAAUCUCUCUCUUACGAGACUAUCAUUUUCGAUACCGCUCCUACAGGCCACACCCUCCGCUUCCUUCAAUUCCCUACCGUUCUCGAGAAAGCUCUCGCAAAAGUCUCGCAAUUAUCCACACAAUUCGGACCUAUGUUGAAUGGACUACUUGGAGCCAAUGGUUCUCUACCAAAUGGACAAAACCUCGGUGAGAUGAUGGAGAAAUUAGAAGGCCUCCGUGAAACCAUUUCCGAAGUAAAUGGCCAAUUCAAAGACGAAAAUCUCACUACCUUCGUUUGUGUCUGUAUACCGGAAUUUCUCUCCCUCUACGAAACAGAGCGUAUGAUACAAGAAUUAUCAUCUUAUCAAAUCGAUACUCAUUGUAUAGUGGUCAACCAAUUGCUUUUCCCCAAGAAAGGAAGUGAUUGUGAUCAAUGCAAUGCGAGAAGGAAGAUGCAGAAGAAAUAUUUGGAACAGAUUGAGGAGUUAUACGACGAAUUUAAUGUGGUGAAGAUGCCCUUGUUAGUCGAGGAGGUAAGAGGAAAGGAGAGGUUGGAGAAAUUUAGUGAGAUGCUUAUUACACCAUAUGUUCCGCCUGUUGGAGGAUUGUAGAUUUUUAGAGAAAGAUAUACAAAGAAUUGAUAUUUGAUACCCAUGU
Sclerotinia trifoliorum is the source of this 1572-nucleotide messenger RNA. NCBI's taxonomy places the organism in Eukaryota, Fungi, Ascomycota, Leotiomycetes, Helotiales, Sclerotiniaceae. The record is from the annotation of a GenBank genome assembly.